UCUCCCCACCCACAACAAGCAACAGAAGAGGCAGACUUUUAUUCAACUGGAGGCUUCCAUCCCGUUUCGCUUGGAGACACUUUCAACUCUGGCACAUACAAAGUGAUGAGAAAACUAGGCUACGGACAAUAUUCUACCGUUUGGUUAGCUAGGGAUUCCAAGGUUCAGAGGUAUGUGGCUCUUAAAAUACUAAGAGCCGAUUGCUACGGUGGCUCGCACGAUAUCUUUGAGCGAGAAAUUCUCUCGAAAUUAUCCGAUAUCUCUAGGAAAAGCAACCAUGGAGGCCGACCCUACGUGUUACCCGUUCUAGAUCAAUUCAAACACGAAGGGCCAAAUGGACAACAUAUUUGCUUUGUGUUCGACGUGUUGGGCCACCACUUGGAUUUUCAAACCGCAAAAUACCGAAAUGGGAGAUUGCCUAUCAAGGCAGUAAGAACUAUAGCGCGACAGCUUCCACUAGGGUUGGAUUUCCUCCAUAGGGAGUGUGGAAUCAUUCAUACCGGUACUACCAUACGUUGCGAACCGCCUCCUACUUAUAAUGAUGACGCUAAUUAUAGUCGACAUACAGAUUUAAAACCUACGAAUAUACUACUCGAGCUGGAAAAUCCGGAACAAACUAUUGAGAAUAUCUAUCUGAAGUUCCUGCACGGGACGCCGCUCAUCUCGAAGAUACGUGAGCCGCACAUCAGAAUAGUUGACUUCGGUGUUGCUUCUUGGUCAGACAAUCAUCUGUCGGAUAUGAUUCAAUCUCCAGCUUUACGAGCACCGGAAGUCACAAUCGGUGCCCAUUGGGAUCAUAAGGUUGAUAUCUGGAGCCUCGGUUGCCUUAUUAUUGAGUUUGUCCAGGGGAUAGUGCCUUUCUCUGGAGUGGCAUCAGAAAACGGUUCGUGGACAGUUGAUGAUGACCGGCUUGCAAGGACCAUCGAAAUACUUGGUAAUUUCUCGCCUGAGCUUCUUCGGAAAGGAAACAGAACUGCGGAGUUUUUUAACACGGAUGGCGGCCUUCUUCGAAUCUCAGAUCUGACAUCGACUAGUCUAGAAAGGCUAAUAGAUGGCGCUGAAAGGCCUUUCCUCAAACCCAACGACAUGUCCGACGCUGAAAUACCCGUCUUCAUCGACUUCCUUCGAGGUAUGCUUACAAUUGACCCGACAUAUCGAAAGUCGGCCGCAGAACUGCUGCAGCAUGAAUGGCUUAAAAUGUGA
Penicillium samsonianum is the source of this 1203-nucleotide messenger RNA. Its product is annotated as protein kinase. The annotation marks the transcript as partial. Gene Ontology annotation, biological process: regulation of mRNA processing; protein phosphorylation; spliceosomal complex assembly. Lineage: Eukaryota; Fungi; Ascomycota; Eurotiomycetes; Eurotiales; Aspergillaceae. The transcript has 6 exons. Gene Ontology annotation, molecular function: protein kinase activity; ATP binding. The record is from RefSeq and is a predicted model, not a curated record.